AGGAAAUGCCAGUGUACUGUCUUUUCCUGUCUGCUACAGUUAACCGAUUCUCACUUGUUGAUAGCACUCAGUAAGGGCAGAUUGAAAAUGGCUUUCCAAACUGAUAAGUAUUUGAACUUCUAUCUAGUUGGUAUUUUGCUAUUGACACAAAUGUAUACUUUUUGUCUAGCAGCAUGUAAAUGCGAGAGUGCGGAUAUGAAGAUGGCCUGUGAUAGAUAUGGACUUACCAGCAUUCCACGAUGUCAUCAUUUAAAUCCAGCAGUCAGACAAAUUAAUUUGUCUGGUAAUCUCAUAAAGUCUAUCGGACCGUCAGAUUUCACACUCUUUCCAAAGCUGAAUGUCUUGGAUCUUCAAUGGAAUUCUAUAAAGGUAAUUCCAUGCACAACAUUUUGUUUGCUGAGCAACUUGACAGAGCUUAAUUUGGGAAACAACCAGAUCUCUUCACUAGACUGUCAAAUUUACUCUGGACUCAAAGGAAAUUUCUCUCUGGAUUUAUCCUACCAACAUUGUUAUAAAAACCCAGCGGAUACAUUUGAUGGACUAGACCACCUUAUAAAACUGAGACUCAGCAGCAACAUGCUGACAACUCUGCACAGCAGAUCAUUUGCAGGCUUAAAAUCUUUACAGGCUCUUUACUUGGAAAACAAUCAGAUUAAGGUCUUGGCAAGAGAUACCUUCAGAGGAAUUUACAAUGUAAAUGAACUGGAUCUCUCAGGCAACAAGCUGGUUCUAAUCAAGUCGUCGUAUUUUAAAGGGUUAUCAAAAUUGGAAGUGCUGAAAUUAAAUGGAAACAAUAUCCUCAGGAUAGAAAGGAACACCUUCAAACACUGCAAACACAUCACAGAAAUAGACCUGUGUGACAAUUCACUCACAGAGAUAGAGCAGUCUGCUUUUCGUGGUUUAUCACAUCUGAAUAUUUUGAAGCUAAACAACAAUAAAAUCUUAACACUGGAUCCUCAGGUAUUUGAGAGCGACAUUCAGCUGUUGUUUCUAGGUCUGACCGAGAACCCAUGGAACUGCAGUUGUGAACUGCUUCGGCUAAAACAAUGGCUGGAAUUCACCGGCAGCACAGUUGUCACUGUGUUUGUGAAGUGCUCUCAACCAGAAACUCUGAGAGGGCAGUACCUGGAUGUCAUGAGCAGUGCACUGACCCGGAGCCUGGGGAGCGUGUGCAGCGAUGCAGAGCUCCUUGUCCGACCUAGAACUAGCGAGUCCACCAGAAGCACAUGGAUGACAAAACAAGAUGUCUUCAGUAGUGAGAACCUUCGUGCUCAGAGAAGGGUUGGAAGGACUGUUCCGAGGUGGGCUGUCAAGCGCACACACAGGGGUGUGGAUAUGCUGCAGUACCAGGAGCAACCAGCAGAUGCCACACAGAAAAGACCCGCAGCAAUAACCACAGGCAAUGGAACCUUAAUCAGUGCACCCCAAGUCAAAAACAUAACUGAUGCAUGUGCUUAUAAUGAACAGAUUCUCAUCAAUCUGGAGACAGUUACAGUCACCUCAAAUUCUGUAUUCUUAAAAUGGGCCGUGACCGGAAAAGCCUACGCAGGUGCUUAUUUCAGAGUCAUGUAUGACCAGUUUGACACCAAGACAAAGUUCAGCCGUUUUGUCAACAUCAAGCCGGGCAUGGCUUGUACACUGGGUGACCUGAGGCCUCUGACUCCGUACUUCAUGUGCGUGGAGAGCGUGGUUGACGACCGCGUCUGCCCGGUGGCCUCUCGUGACCUCUGCGUGGGUGUGGUGACGGGGGCCGAGGUGGCGCCGGGCCCCGAGCCGCAGAGCCUCAUUCUCAUCUUCACCUUAAUCAACAGCCUGGCCAUCGUGGCCAUCUUCGCCGUGCUCGCUGGCACGGGACUGGCACUGAGACGGCAGAAUGAUGCGGCGAGUCUGGUUUAUGCCCAGAAUAGAUGUGGGUCGUGUGCCAUGUGCGCCGUCCAGAUGUCCGAUUUCAACUCCGCCGUGAACACCAACAGCUCCCACACUGGAACAUACCAGCCCAAUGAUAUGGAUGCCAUAGACAUGCCACCUGGUCACUGA
Molecule: messenger RNA, 2037 nt
Organism: Clupea harengus (Atlantic herring)
Lineage: Eukaryota; Metazoa; Chordata; Actinopteri; Clupeiformes; Clupeidae
Gene: tril
Product: TLR4 interactor with leucine-rich repeats
Biological process (GO): positive regulation of synapse assembly; axonogenesis
Molecular function (GO): protein binding
Source: RefSeq, a predicted model, not a curated record